AUGCAUCAACGUCGAAACACCUGCUGGUGGGGCUGUGCCGCGGAGGUGCAGGAUACGCAAUCCACCGGCCGACCGUCUCCGGCGGACCGUGCCAUGGAUAGCAUGAGCGUCUGGGCGACGUUAUGCAAUUGGCUCUGGCUGGUGUUAGGUCAUGGUGCGGAGAAGCACAGCUCUCUGGCCUUCUGCCACUGCUGCAGGGGCCCAAGGGCCGUGUCGAAGAUAAGUGCAAGGGAGAGACUUGGCAAGACCUGCCAAGCAGGGAGGAACGCCCUCCUGGACUCCUGUUCUUUUAAAAUUGCAUUUGCUGGAAUUCUCAAGGAAGAGGAUGUGGCUGCAGCCCUGAAGGAUUGCUCUGCUCCUGAGACCUUCAACUACAAGGCCUUCUUCGCCAAGGUCGGCCUGUCCUCCAAGUCUGCCGAUGACGUCAAGAAGGCCUUCUUUGUCAUUGACCAGGAGAGCGGCUUCAUUGAGGAAGAUGAGCUGAAGCUGUUCCUGCAGAACUUCUCCGCUGGUGCCAGGGCUCUGACUGAUGCUGAGACCAAGGCCUUCCUCGCAGCUGGCGACACCGACGGCGACAGCAAAAUCGGAGUUGAUGAGUUUGCUUCCCUUGUGAAGGCUUAA
Messenger RNA from Electrophorus electricus (electric eel), 621 nucleotides. Lineage: Eukaryota; Metazoa; Chordata; Actinopteri; Gymnotiformes; Gymnotidae. The record is from RefSeq and is a predicted model, not a curated record.